Messenger RNA from Penicillium coprophilum, 1893 nucleotides. RefSeq names its product signal recognition particle subunit SRP72. Gene Ontology annotation, biological process: SRP-dependent cotranslational protein targeting to membrane. The coding region runs from base 1 to 1893 and encodes 630 amino acids. The transcript has 5 exons. Lineage: Eukaryota; Fungi; Ascomycota; Eurotiomycetes; Eurotiales; Aspergillaceae. The record is from RefSeq and is a predicted model, not a curated record. Gene Ontology annotation, molecular function: 7S RNA binding; ribosome binding; protein binding. Gene Ontology annotation, cellular component: signal recognition particle, endoplasmic reticulum targeting.
AUGGUUGCGCAAUCGCUGGCCUCGCUAUUGCAGCGGGCGUCGAUCGAUGACCACGAGGAGGUCCUCCAGUCAUGCAAUGCAGCCCUCGCCAAAUCUAAAUCUGAUCUGCAGGCGCAACACAUGAAAGUUGUUGCUCUAUUGAAACUUGACCGUUACGAAGAAGCUCUCAAGACAUUCCAGGCCGGAGGCAAUGCGCUGAAGCAGAGUGCAGGCCUGGAGUACGCCUAUGCAUCAUACAAGUGCGGGAAGCUUGAAGAUGCUGCCGAAGGCUUGACCCACACAGCUUCUGGACGUGGUGCUAGUCAUCUCGAGGCACAAGUGCGCUAUCGUGCUGAGCACUUCCGACGGGCAGCCGAAAUUUAUGAACAACUGUCGAAAGAUACGACAUCUUUCGGCCACGAGGUCAACGAUCUGAGCAUCAAUUCGUGGGCUACUGAUGCGCAGCUUCAAUGGAAAGGAGAGACGGAAUUCGUGCGCCACGACCGAUUGUCGAGGGAGGAUUUGGAAUCUUUCGAAACAACCUACAACGCAGCUUGCUUGAACAUUGCAAAGGGGGCAUUCAAGCAGAGCGAGGUCUUGCUCAACCGAGCUCAAAAUAUCUGCCGGACAUCGGAGGACCUUUCACCUGAAGAUAAGGUCGCAGAGCUGCUGCCAAUCGCAGUCCAGCAACUUUAUGUCCUGAUUCAACUCGGAAAGUUGGAGGAGGCCGAGGCGGUUCUCAAAGAUAUCUCCGUCGAAAACAUCACCGAAUUAUCGACCAAGAAGAUCGCCCGCAACAACAUCGUCCUCGCUCGCCCAACCGCUGUCAAUCCCUACAUCCUAUACAAGGCCCUCCAUGACACCCCAGAUGCCACCAAUAACGAUCGGCUAUUCGAAUUCCAGGACCGUGAUAUGAUCGGUAACUCGCACGCCGCAGACCUCCUUGUCCAGAAAUACGAUGGUAUUAUCCGGUCCACAACCAAGGCACAGUCAAAAUGCCCAAGCCCAUCCACCGACGCCAUCCCCAACCUUCUCUCUGUAUACAACGCCGCAGCACACGCUCAAGGCGAAACUGGCCCUAAAGCCCUUCACAAGAUCGUCCCACUGCUGGAGCGACGGCCCACAGACCUUGGCCUUCUCCUGACGGUGGUACAGCUCUAUGUCAGCAAUGGCAACACUACCUCUGCUAUCACCGCCAUGGAGCGAAGUCUCCAAAUCCUGGAGGGAACAAACGAGUCCGUCCGAUUCAACCCCGGGCUUCUUAGCGUCCUCGUCUCCCUCUACCAGCUUGAAGGUCGCAUAGUCCAGAUCCGCACCACCCUCGCACAAGCCGCCUCCUACUGGCGCACGAAGCCCGAGCCCCCCCGCGUCCCUCCUCCGCGCACGGGUGAUCUAUUCCGUGCCCUGCACCAACAAGAUCCCAACGACCGUGUCGCCAUCGCCGGCUACGUCGCCUCACAAGCAACCCUGGACUAUGCGCAGAUUGAGUCUGAGCUAAACCGCCUGCCAGCAGUCAGCGACUUGAUCGCUGACAUCGACGUCUCAGCUCUUGAAUCCGCUGGAAUCUCUCCCUCGGCUUCCUCCGUUGCCGCGGCCGCUGCCGCCUUCGCUGGUGCCCGCAAGCGCACCGCAGCUAGCGCUGAAGACCGCGCCAACAAGCGCGUCCGCAAGUCCCGUCUACCCAAGGACUUCGACCCUGCCAAGAAGCCAGACCCCGAGCGCUGGCUGCCUGUGCGUGACCGCUCUUCUUACAGGCCUAAGGGCAAGAAGGGCAAGCAGCGUGCUGCGGCCCUCACACAGGGUGGUCCUGUCAAUGAGAAGGCGGAGGAGUCUCCCGCUCAGCAAGUACAAAAGUCUGGCGGUGGCGGUGGCGGCUCUAAUGCUAAGAAGAAUAAGAAGAAGGGCAAGCGAUAG